Molecule: messenger RNA, 1443 nt
Organism: Candoia aspera
Lineage: Eukaryota; Metazoa; Chordata; Lepidosauria; Squamata; Candoiidae
Gene: FOXE3
Product: forkhead box E3
Exons: 2
Coding region: 1-1443 (480 amino acids)
Biological process (GO): anatomical structure morphogenesis; cell differentiation; regulation of transcription by RNA polymerase II
Molecular function (GO): DNA-binding transcription factor activity, RNA polymerase II-specific; RNA polymerase II cis-regulatory region sequence-specific DNA binding
Source: RefSeq, a predicted model, not a curated record
AUGGGGCUGCUCUUGCAACUGGCAACGAAAGCUGCCCCUCCACCUGGCGCAGGUAGCGAAAGGCACCUGCCUCGGGUUUUCGCGCGCUGCACAGAAACGCCAGCCGCCUGCCUGGCUCUGAAAGCCUCUCGCUUUGUCCGUCCGGGCGAAUGCACAAGGGGCGCGGGAGCGGGGAUCGCGCAGUGCACCAUGACAGCCGACGCCUUCCACUCGCCCAGCCAGGGGACAAGCCCGGAUUCCCCCACUCUGCAUCGGGCCUCCCCAUCGGGCUGCAAAGUAGAGCCGCUCUUAAUCAAGUCAGAGCCCAGAGGGAGCCCGGCGGAGAGACGAGCCGAGCAGCCCGCGGACGAACAGCCGCCUUGUCCCGGCGCCGCGGCCAGUGCAGGCGGCGGCGGCGGCGGCCGUCGGAGGAAGCGGCCGGUGCAGCGGGGCAAGCCCCCGUAUUCCUACAUCGCGCUGAUCGCCAUGGCCAUCGCCAACGCGCCAGAGCGCAGGCUGACGCUGGGCGGCAUCUACAAAUUCAUCACCGAGCGCUUCCCCUUCUACCGCGAGAACCCCAAGAAAUGGCAGAACUCCAUCCGCCACAACUUGACGCUCAACGACUGCUUCGUCAAGAUCCCCCGCGAACCGGGCCACCCGGGCAAGGGCAACUACUGGACCCUGGACCCGGCCGCCGAGGACAUGUUCGACAACGGCAGCUUCUUGCGCCGCAGGAAGCGCUUCAAGCGCACCGACCUCACCACCUACCCAGGCUACAUGCCCAGCGCCAGCGCGUUUACGCCCAACGCGGCCUCGGUAGCGCGGCCCGGCCCUUGCAGUGGCUCCGGAGCCUUAGCUUAUCCGGGCAGCGGCGACCCCGUCUAUUCGCCCGUCCGCGCCUACAGCCCGCAGCUCUCCGCCCUUCCCCAGUACCCGGGGGCGCCUCCUGCGCUGCCGUCGCGAAUGUUCAGCAUCGACAGCCUGAUCAGUUCCAAGCAGCAGCAGCAGCAGCAGCAGCAGCAGCACCAGGCAGCUGCUCUGCAGGCCUCCUCUGCGAUGGGGAUGGACCUGGGGCCUUAUUCCUUGGGCCUGAACGGCGUCGGCGAUCUGGGCAGUUGCCCUGUGGGCAACCCGGCGGAGGCCUAUUUCCAGGCGCAGCAAGUGAGUCCCGGCUUAAUGGGUCGGCAGCCCCCAGCCACGACCUACCCCUAUGCCGCCUCUCCAUCAGGCCACCUAGCGGUGCCGCCCGGCGCCUAUUCCCCUCCCCACUCGCAGCUGUACGGAGCCCCCAGCAGGUUGGCUGUGCAACCCGGGCGCCCUGCCUCUUCCUGCACCGAACACGCGGAACAUCUGGUGGGCCUCGCAGCCUCUCAGCUCAAUGGGCUCGGCCAGUUUGGAGCCGGCGCCGGCAGUUCCUACCUGAGGCAGUCAAAUUUCUCCUCCGGCCUGGAGAAAUAUUUGUAA